CCUAGUUGAUGUUUGGUUAAUGAUGGUGAGAAUCAUGGCUGGUUUGUAUAGGAAGUCAGUGAUGUUGGCGGUGGUGAUGUUGGUGGUAUUUGUGGUUGUUAGUAGUGUUGAGAGCACAAAAGAUGGGUCCCAAGAGUUGAGGAAGAAGGCAGAAGAAGGGAAGGAGGAGGCAGAGUCAUGGAGGGAGUGGGCUAAAGAGAAGAUAUCAGAAGGCCUCGGUUUGAAGCCAGACGAGCCCUCCGUUACUUCAGAUGCUGCUGCUCGAGCCGCUAAGAGCACCAAAGACAAAGUCCAGGAUUUUACUUCUGAGGCUGCUCAGUACACUGCAGAGAAGGCUAGCGAUGUAAAAGAGGCGAUCAAAGAUAAGGUUGGGUACGGGGCAGAGAAGGCUAAGGAGAUGAAGGAGGGCGUAAAAGAGAAGGCGAGCGAGAUGAGCGAUAAGAUUGGAGAGAAGGCGCCAAAGGAAUUUGAUAAAGAAGAAAUAAAGAAAAAAAUGAGAGAGGGUGAGGAAAGGGCCAAGGAAGGGUAUGAGCGGGCGAGGAGCAAAGCGGAAGAGAGGGGAGAGGAGUUAAAAGAAAAUUUAUUAGGGGAGCGGCGGGAUGAUGAGGAGCUGUGA
Carica papaya (papaya) is the source of this 616-nucleotide messenger RNA. Its product is annotated as Late embryogenesis abundant protein (LEA) family protein. The record is from RefSeq and is a predicted model, not a curated record. Lineage: Eukaryota; Viridiplantae; Streptophyta; Magnoliopsida; Brassicales; Caricaceae.